This is a messenger RNA of Chironomus riparius, 273 nucleotides long. Lineage: Eukaryota; Metazoa; Arthropoda; Insecta; Diptera; Chironomidae. The record is from the annotation of a GenBank genome assembly.
AUGCAGCUCAAAAUGUUCUGUCAUUUCUCUCGUACUUUGAUCAAUCUCGAUUCUCACAAUCGGAACCAUCCAGAAAUGAGAUCAAAAUUAGGGUCAAUUGACGCGGAAAAGAGAAAUUAUAGUGAAAGAGAUUUCGUGCUGAAUAAGAAUAGAAGGAAGGAAUUACAAGACAAACCACGAAAUAAGGAAUUUUGUUUUUCUUUUUUUAAGUCAGUCGUCAAUGCUCCACACAAAUACAGAACCAAAACCUGUUUAUCAUCUCGCGUAUCUUAA